AUUUUGUCUAGAAGGGUGAUCUAGUAGAUCACAGAAAUUACAGUUUCGGUUUUUUGCGAGCAAGAGCUUUGAUCCUUGGUAUUGUUUUUUCUGAACUCGAACUUGAACGCUGUUGGUUGUCAUGGUGUGGUGAACAUCAUCACUCUUUUUGCUAUGCAGGAGUUUAAGAAAUGGACAUAGAUUGCGAUGGAUUCUUAUCCGACUGUGCCAUGAUGUUGAUUAAUAUUGUAGUAGGGCUCGAUAAUACGACGGUUUAAGCUACAGUACAGAGCCACCAGUUUUGAUCAUCCGAAUCCUCCAGAGAGCGGCACGCAGCCUGAUGGCAUAUUGAGAGAAGCACUUCUAGCUGUGACGUAUCUUUCAUCUCUUGUGGGAGAUUGUAUCUAAAAUGUGAAUGUGGACUCUUUCAAUGAGGUAACGAGUUGUGCGUUCUAAUGACGAGUAAAGAAACAACAAAGAGACCGCUACUAAUGAACUAAUUUUUGGCACUUUUUAUCGAGCCUGAUACUUGCUCAUGACUCGUACUGUGGCCUUGGUUGUAACACGGUGUUCAGACCAGAGUUGAUGACGAGAUACACAACUGACUCGUUGAUGAUAAAUGAGGUAUGACGAGUAGAGAGCGACGAGUUGAUCAAUCUGAUGAUAAGUAUCGCAUGACGAGAAGAGUGCUUCUUGUUCUUCCUUCGCAAGCUGUUGCGACUAUGACUCUCACGUCAGUCUUCAUAUCAUAACGUCAUAGUGUUGAAGACAACGGAUUCGACCAUUCUUUUGACGUUAAUGUGAUGGGUAUAUUGUUGACCACGCGUAAGGCUCUCGUUGAUCUUGAUUCGUAUGCUUCCUUAAAUCGAUGCUACUCGUCCAUGGCCUCCUCGUACUCCCAGCACUGAAAACCGUCCUUGUCCCAAACCAAAACCUCCACAGUGAAUGCAUCGAACAUUUUUUCCGUUUCCCCCCGAAGAAAAAACUGACUUGACAUUCAUUAGCUGCCACAAAUAAAGGCUCUAUUUGAUAUAGGACUCAUCAUCUAUUCGAUUCACUCGCAUAUCCGUUGUAUCGUUCACAGAUACGAAGAAGCGUUUUUUUGUCUAACCAAGAACAAUUUACCUUCUGCUUCAAAAAUUGUCGAUUGAAUUUCUUUGGUACUCAAGUUGAAGAACCAAAGAACGAGCAGCAAAAUGUCCUUUCUGGCGCUCAUUUUAUGGCCACCUCAAACGCAUCCGUCUCCUGCGUCGUCCUUGGUUCUUUCUCUCCUAAUUAGAAAAGGAAGCUUUUUCCUAGAAGGAGAAGCAUUUUCACGCCAAGGACGACGUCCGCAAAGGAUGCAAACGCCCUAACUCUAAUCAUCUGGAUGAAAAAGAAGGCCAUGGUAGUUACCAUUGCAGCCCUGACCUUUUUUUAUGGUCAGCUUUUUUCCAUCAUUCUGGGUAUCUUGGUCCCCUUUUCCCUUGUACUCUCGUAAAAUACAACGUAAAAGGGGUCAAGAUGAGGGGGCCGAGAUGCAAUCUAGUAGACUCUAACUUCUGUGCGUGGCGACGGGAGUUUCGGCGCAAGCGGUUGCUGAGGCCUUUUUCCUGGCCGUGAAGCCGAAAGAGAAUCGCAACUUGAGGGGUGCGAAGGA
Messenger RNA from Amoebophrya sp. A25, 1618 nucleotides. The record is from the annotation of a GenBank genome assembly. Lineage: Eukaryota; Dinophyceae; Syndiniales; Amoebophryaceae.